AUGUAUUUAGAAUCUCGAGAGCAUCUUCGUUUAAAACGGGAGUUAAAAAACAUAGAGACUGAGAACGAUUCCUCAGUAGAGGCGUACAUCGUAGACGGUAACAUAUUCAAAUGGAGGGGUCACAUCCUUGGACCUCCCGGAACACCUUAUGAAGGCGGUCACUUUAACCUCGACAUAACGAUUCCCGAGGACUACCCUUAUAGUCCUCCCGUGAUAAAAUUUGAGACUAAAAUUUGGCAUCCGAACAUAUCCAGUGAAACUGGAGCAAUAUGCUUGGAUAUUCUUAAAAACGAGUGGAGUCCUGCUCUCACAAUCAGAACCGCUUUGCUAUCGAUUCAGGCACUAUUAUCAGCACCAGAGCCAGACGAUCCUCAGGAUGCAAUGGUUGCAAAAAUGUACAAAAGGGACUACGAGGAGUUUGAACGAACCGCCAAGUAUGUUACAAUUGUAUUUAGCAGAAUAACUAGGUUAUGGACGAGUACAUUUGCCAGGGAUGAUAACGAGAGUAAAGAAGGAAAGAUCAAAACACUUUUGGAAAUCGGAAUAGAACGAGACCUAGCAGUGAAAGCACUCGAGGAGAACGGCUGGGACACUACUGUGGCGCUAAACAGAUUGCUGGAUUCGUAA
Theileria orientalis strain Shintoku is the source of this 627-nucleotide messenger RNA. Its product is annotated as ubiquitin carrier protein. NCBI's taxonomy places the organism in Eukaryota, Apicomplexa, Aconoidasida, Piroplasmida, Theileriidae. The record is from RefSeq and is a predicted model, not a curated record. The coding region runs from base 1 to 627 and encodes 208 amino acids. The transcript is spliced from 7 exons. Gene Ontology annotation, molecular function: protein binding.